Molecule: messenger RNA, 1938 nt
Organism: Didymodactylos carnosus
Lineage: Eukaryota; Metazoa; Rotifera; Eurotatoria; Philodinida; Philodinidae
Source: the annotation of a GenBank genome assembly
AUGUAUAAUCGUUUUAGCGCCUCGAAUGGAUCGAUCGCCUUUUGGUCGAGGCUGAGAAAAAAUUUUAAGGUUGCUAGUUCAUUAAAUGCAUUUAUUGAUGACAAUGGUGGGGUAGUAAAGGAAACCGAUAAAAUGUUGGAGAUGGCUGCAGGAUAUUACGAGAAUCUUUUUAAAGAACCGGUUGUUUUUCGCCCACAUCCGCAUAUCGAUAGUCCAGAACUCAUUUGGGAUAAUUAUGAUGAAGUCAUUCCACCAAUCACUUUAUCAGAAUUGAUGAAGGUUGUCACGAAACGCAAAAAGAAACAUUCAGUAGAUGCCCACGGGAUCUCCUCAUUCAUGUUCCAGUUCAUUCCAACACCAUUUUGGAUAGGGUUGCUGAAUAUUUUCAACCUUUCGUUAUCAUCUUUUGUCGGUCCUUCAUAUUGGAAAACAGUCAAGAUGAAAUUACUAGCAAAAAAAGAUUCGGUUUGUUUGGUGUCAGACACACGACCUAUUUCAUUGUUGGAUGUGUUCUUGAAAAUAUUAGAACGUUUGUUUUUGGAGCGUUUCCAAAAAAUUUUAUGUAAUCGUGGAAUUUUGCACGAUUCCCAAUCAGGGUUUCGAUCAAAUUUUCGCCUACAAUCGCGUGUACUUCUUUUGAUUGACCAAAUCUCGUCGCUGAUGAGUAGUAGUGCACCGGUGGCUACAGUCUUUGUCGAUUUUAAACAAGCUUUCGACCAAUUAUGGUGGGAUGGAUGUAUUGGUAAACUGUUGCGCCUAGGCAUCCCGAAAGCAUAUGUUUUAUGGAUUGGUACUUGGUUGAGAGAUCGUAAAGGCUUCAUUGAAAUCCGAGGUAAUCGUUCGAGUUAUUUUUCUAUCUUGAAAGGUGGUCCACAGGGGUCGUGUUUUACACCAACAUUAUUCAUUACGUACCAUAGUGACAUGUGGACAUUUCUGGAAAUUUCUCUACCAAAUUUUUUCGCUGAUGAUUUGGCUUGUGUCUUGAGUGGUAUGAUUGGUGUUAAAUAUUCUCUGCAGUGCCGUGACCUGGAGAAUAGACUAAAAACGCUCUUUGACUACUUGGAGUUCUACUCGACUCUUGCCGUACAACCGAUAAAUUAUAAAAAGACAGAGGCUUUAUGGAGUGCCCGAGCAAUAGCUCCGAACAAGUUUGAGAUUUUUUGUGCUGGUAUUAAAAUCAACUGGACGAAUUGCUUUAAAUAUCUGGGAUAUUACAUUUCUUGUAAACUAGGUUGGGGAAAAAUGAUAAACAUUUCAAAAACAAACAUUCGUCAAAGAGUUGCGAUUGUUAAGUCUUGCAGAAUGAGUGGUUUCUCAACUCCUCUAUUUAGAAGAAUACUAUUUUUUACAUACGUGGUACCUUUAUUCACUUGGUUGUUUGCUCUCUUUCCUCUUUUUACAGAUCAUCAAAGAUCUGAUCUUUCUCACUUCUAUUAUACAUGUCUCAAAAGAAUUUUUGGUCUUAUGUAGUGAGUCUUUUUAGCCUCUGAGAGAAAAACAAAAAAAUUCAUAACUUUCUCAGAAAGCAAUAAGAACCCCUUUUGGGAUUUUUACGCAGACACUAUGUAUUUUUUAAACUGACAUUCACACGUACAUGCUUUAUCUAGUGUAAAUAUUGCAAGGGGGGAAAAGCAAAAUGGGUCAUUCCAAACUAUUUUUGACAAUUUUUUCAUUUUUGACAAACUUAUAUACUAUCGAGUGUGUAUUUUGAGAAACAAUGUGUUUGCGCACAUGAUUUAUCUAUGCAAGAGUGGCCGCUUCAAUGAGCGUCUUUUCAAUACAAGAAAAAUGGGGAUACUGUCUACUGAAAUGAAACGGAUCGGGUUGAGUCCGGUUGGAUCGGGUUCGGGCCAACAUAAAAGAUAUUCAUUCAGGUCGCGUUUGGUUGACCCGUUUUGAUCUAACUCAAGUCGAUAUAAAAUAAACUGUCUGAAUUAC